Pecten maximus is the source of this 1759-nucleotide messenger RNA. Its product is annotated as monocarboxylate transporter 12-like. Gene Ontology annotation, biological process: monocarboxylic acid transport; transmembrane transport. The record is from RefSeq and is a predicted model, not a curated record. NCBI's taxonomy places the organism in Eukaryota, Metazoa, Mollusca, Bivalvia, Pectinida, Pectinidae. The coding region runs from base 1 to 990 and encodes 329 amino acids. The transcript has 4 exons. Gene Ontology annotation, molecular function: monocarboxylic acid transmembrane transporter activity.
AUGGCGAUCAGUUUAUACUUCAACAAGAGAAAAUCCUUGGCCACGGGAAUAACGGUUUGUGGAGCUGGAAUUGGUGCACUUGUGUUUGCUCCUCUAAGUGAAUUUCUUUUGGAGAAAUACGACUGGCGUGGGACCAUGUGGAUCAUUUCAGCAAUUUUAUCCAACGGUGUUGUUUUAUCUGCUUCCUACAGACCACUUGCAGAAACUGUUUCUAGCCAAUGUAAUACAACGGAACCUGUUAAAGCUAAAAACAAAGUUGAUCAAUGUGGCAAAUGCUCUAGCUGUCAACGACUUUAUUUGUUGUUUAAAGGCAUGUUUGAUUCGUUUGUCAAAUGUCCUACCUUGCUGCUGUUUGGGAUGUCCUGCUUUUUCGUCAUGUUAGGAUUUUUCAUUCCACUGAAUUUCCUACCUGCUUUGGCUAAUGAUGUCAACCUCUCCAGCGACAAAGGAGCAUUGCUCAUCUUAGCUUUGGGCGUGUCUACAACUGUAACGAGAGUUUUGAUUGGCUACAUCACCGACAAACCAUAUGCUAAUGCCUUAACGAUAAACUACACCAGCCUUUUGAUUGGUGGAAUAACUACGUGCUUCGUGCCAUUCUGUACGACAUUUGCCUCCCUUACGGUAUAUGCGAUCCUGUUUGGAGCAGUCAUUGGGAUCUUUGUCUGUCUGAGAAGUAUACUGAUGGCAGAGUUGUUGCAGAUACGCGGACUCAACAGUUCAUAUGGUUUUAUCGGUCUAAGCAUGGGGAUUUCUAUAUUUCUUGGACCGCCCAUAGCAGGGGCAUUGUCUGAUGUAAGUGGGAAUUACGACAUGACGUUCUACUUUGCUGGCAUCAGUAUUUGUCUAGGCGGGAUGAUUUGCCUUCCGCUCCGACGGAUUUCAGAUUGGGAGAACAAUAGAAGCGAUCGUGCAGAUCUGCACGUGAAAAAGAACGAAAAUAACCGAUCAUCUUCCGACAAUCAGUCAUCAGCUUACACAAUAUCCGAGUAAUAUAAGCCUGUAUGAUCGAUAUCAUAUAUAUAUAUAUAUAUAUAUAUGUAAUAUAUUUGGAAAACAUGAAUAGGCAACAAUAUUCUUGUUGUAUUCCAUGCUUCAAUUGUCUUUAAAGAUAUUAUUAUGAAGUCAAUAUACUUGAUACAUUUGUAUACCUCACACCCAACCAACAAAUACCUUUGAAAUACCAGACGUAACCCGAAAUGUUUAGAAUCGUUAAGCAAUAAAAAAAAGAAGAAGAAAUCUGAAUAUAAUGACUGUUUUUAUUGAACACGCUUGCAUGACGAAGGCCAAAACGUUUAAUAUGAAGCAACAAUGUCAUAAUUUAAAUACUUUUCAUAUCAGGAAAAAAUCGUCUAUCGUUUUACUUGACUUAAAAAAGCAAUGCUAUCUUUCUGAAGUCACAUUUGUGCGUGUCCGGAGAACAAUACCUACAUGUAUUUUAUUUUUUAUAAAACAUAUUUACGUAAUUUGAUAUGAAUAAGUUUCACGUUGGAAUUAAAAUAGCAUUUUAGAUGUUCUUUUCUUCUUUUUCUUGUUGUUCCAUAGUUCCACAUAAUAGUCUCAGGGUUUUGUUGCUAUCGUCAAGAUGACUAAGCUUUGAUAUUAAGGUAGAUGUGACGAGAUUUAAUGCAGCCUUACCUUUCACGAAUGUCUCGCUAAAGAGGACAAAGUGUAUUAUGAUCUGAGGACAUCUCGCUUGAGUUCCCGUCUAUAACGCGCAAUCCUACCUAGUUUAAGACUCAGCUGUGUCUUUUCAAUCUUA